This is a messenger RNA of Pseudoliparis swirei, 2179 nucleotides long. It is a transcript of the gene cpne4b, whose product is annotated as copine IVb. Gene Ontology annotation, biological process: cellular response to calcium ion. Gene Ontology annotation, molecular function: calcium-dependent phospholipid binding. The record is from RefSeq and is a predicted model, not a curated record. Bases 16 to 1344 code for a protein of 442 amino acids. The transcript is spliced from 14 exons. Gene Ontology annotation, cellular component: plasma membrane. Lineage: Eukaryota; Metazoa; Chordata; Actinopteri; Perciformes; Liparidae.
GACUUCCUGGGAGCCAUGGAAUGCACCUUAGGACAGAUCGUCUCUCAGAGGAAACUGACCAAAGCUCUACUCAAACAGGGAAACACUUCUGGGAAGUCCUCCAUAACGGUGACAGCGGAGGAGUUGUCUGGUAAUGACGAUUACAUUGAACUCUCCUUCAGCGCUCGUAAGCUGGACGACAAGGAUUUCUUCAGCAAGUCAGACCCUUUCUUGGAGAUCUUUAGAAUAAAUGAUGACGGCACAGAGUCGCUCGUACACAGAACUGAGACGAUCAUGAACAACCUGAGCCCAGUUUGGAAAUCAUUUAAAGUUUCCUUGAACACACUCUGCAGUGGUGACCACGAUAGGGAGCUAAAGUGCACAGUCUGGGACUGGGACUCAAAUGGAAAACACGACUUUAUUGGGGAGUUUCAGACCACCUUUAAGGAUGCGAGAGCAGAGCAGGAGGGCAAACAGCUUCAGUGGGAGUGCAUCAACCCUAAAUACCAGAUGAAGAAGAAGAAUUAUAGAAACUCCGGUGUUGUCAUUCUCAACCACUGCAAGAUCAUCAAAAUGUAUUCCUUCCUGGAAUACAUCAUGGGAGGCUGCCAAAUUCAGUUCACAGUGGCAAUAGACUUCACAGCAUCCAACGGGGAUCCCAGAAACAGCUGCUCUCUUCACUACAUCCAUCCCUAUCAGCCCAACGAGUACCUCAAAGCGCUGGUGACUGUAGGAGAGAUCUGCCAAGACUAUGACAGUGAUAAAAUGUUCCCCGCGUUUGGUUUUGGAGCGCUGAUACCACCCGACUUCAAGGUGUCACAUGAUUUCGCCGUGAACUUUGAUGAGGACAACCCUGAAUGUGCUGGGAUCCAAGGAGUGGUGGAGGCCUACCAAAAUUGCCUCCCUAAGAUCCAGCUCUAUGGGCCCACCAACAUCGCCCCAAUCAUCCAAAAAGUGGCUUCGUCUGCCUCCGAGGAAAUGCACACCAAAGAGGCCAUGGAAUACUUCAUUCUGCUGAUCCUGACAGACGGCGUCAUCACCGACAUGGCGGACACGCGGGAGGCCAUCGUGCACGCGUCCCACCUGCCCAUGUCAGUUAUCAUCGUCGGCGUGGGCAACGCUGACUUCACAGACAUGCAGAUAUUGGACGGGGACGAUGGGAUCCUGCGUUCCCCAAAGGGAGAGCCUGUCCUCCGCGACAUCGUCCAGUUUGUCCCCUUCAAGGACUUCAAACACGUGGGUACUGCACUGGCUAAGAGUGUUUUGGCGGAAGUCCCUAACCAGGUGGUGGAUUACUACAACGCAAAAGGCAUCAAACCCAAGUGUAUGUCGGACUAUGAGUCCACAAGAACCUUCAGCCCCUGACAAUGGACUACAUGCAAACAUACACUCAUGUACGCACAUAUAUCAUGUAUAUAUACAUAUAUAUCAUGUAUGUACUGUAUAAUACAUAUACAGAUGUAAAAGCACAAGCACACAUACACACAAACACACAUGGACACAUAACCAUAUCACAGAAUACAUAAAGUAGUCUGUAGCUCAGAGAAGUAGCUUGUUUUGGUGAAACAAUUUUAACUACUCCGUGGAUGACUCUUGCAUGUUUGGCCAGAAUGGCGUCACCUUGGAAAUGAUUACUAUUUACUGUCUAUCUAAGAGAUGUUUAUAGAAAUAAGAGCAGUCUUUUGACAGCAUGCAGACUCAGAGCAUAGGCCACCCAAAGAAAUGACAUGCUUACCUUAUUUAGAUAACUAGCAAGUAGCCUACGUAAACCAAAAGAUCAUUGGGUAUUAAAAAGAUAUGUACUGUAACUGCAUCGACCAAAAUGCUUAGAAUUAGCAUUGAAAAUGUUAUUUAUGGGAACAGUAGUAUCUCUGUUAGUGUCCUGCAUAAAUGCAUGAAUAAUUCAGCUCCUGCUAAUAUCCAAUCUCCAGUACCCGCUUGCUAGUUAUGAAAUAAAGUAUCUCUGUCAUUCGAGUGACAUUCAGGGUUGUCUUGGAUGUUUGGGGUUCUUUUCUACAGAUUUGUUUGAGAUUUUGCUAAGUGGAAAUGAACAACUUAAUAAUUGUAAUAAUUUCGUAUUAACCUUCUUACAUUGUAAAGAGUUUUGGGAGGUUAGCAAGCGUGUGUGGUAGACACUCAUCUGUAAACUGAAAACAGUUUUUUCUGUAUUCUGCAUGUUAAUUAUAAUAAAGACACUUUG